Messenger RNA from Plasmodium vivax (malaria parasite P. vivax), 192 nucleotides. RefSeq lists its product as hypothetical. NCBI's taxonomy places the organism in Eukaryota, Apicomplexa, Aconoidasida, Haemosporida, Plasmodiidae. The transcript has 2 exons. Bases 1 to 192 code for a protein of 63 amino acids. The record is from RefSeq and is a predicted model, not a curated record.
AUGCAGAAAUUCGAAAAACGCCAAAAAUCUGAAAAGAUAAAAAGCCGAAAAUACUUGAGGCUGAAAAAACAAAAAAGCAGAGCAAACGGCAACCAACCAAAUGCUCCCAACAAACUUCAAAAACACACGAAAGGAUAUAAAAAGGGGGACAAGUACAACGCGCCAAUGCCAAUGAAAUGGUUAUUAAAAUAA